AUUGACCGUACCAGUUCUACUUUCGCUUUCACUUUGAUUUUUGUGCACUAAAAACAUGUCGAAGUUUUCUCUAAAAUUCACUGACUACGAUGCCUUUGGAUUCGACUUAGACCAUACAUUGGCUAAAUAUAAACUACCUGCAUUAUUUAAAUUGUGCCACAAUGCCUUAGCAGAGUUCCUGGUCAAGGAAAAAGGUUAUCAUCCAGAUUUGCAGAAGCCCUUUGAACUUGACAAGGACUUUUGCACUAAAGGAUUAAUCUUUGACACGGUAAAAGGCAAUUUCUUCAAACUAGAUGAGAAUGGAACAAUUCUCAGAGCAAGUCAUGGGACUAGGUUCCUUAGCAAUGAUGAGAUAUGUGCCACAUAUGGGCCAGAUAGGCACUGGAAGCAAUACUCCAAGCUAGCAGAAACAGUCAAUAAUCUUGGAGAUGAAUUUCGGAUCUUUGAGAACUACUUUGACAUGCCUGGAAAAGUCAUUUGUGCUAGAAUGGUUGAUAUAUUAGACAGAAAGGGGGCACCAGAAAAAUAUGACAUCUGGAAGGAUGUCUUUGAUGGAUACAAUCAUGUCUACAACCCAAAAAAUUUCUCAGAGGAAAAAGGAGGUUUUUUCCCAGAAAUCAAGUUACAUCCAGAGAAAUACUUGAACAAAUGCAGUGAAGAUAUUAAACUUUGGCUUAAGAAACUUAAGGAAGGAAAUCGUAAAGUUUUUAUCCUGACAUCAUCAUACAACGACUUUGCAACACAUCUACUUAAAUACAUUCUAGGAGAGAACUGGAGUGAUUACAUUGAUAUAAACCUCACAUUUGCAAGGAAGCCAGGAUUUUUCAAUAAAAACAGACCUUUUCUCAGAGUAGACCAAGAGCUUGAGAAAGAGCCAGUCCAGGAGCUAAACAUGGGCGCCACCUAUUCUCAGGGAAAUCACAAAAUUCUCAAACAAUUCCUCAAAAAAGCUACUGGAGUAGAUGAUCCAAAGAUUCUAUUUUUCGGAGACAGUUUACGCUCAGAUGUAUUCCCAGCCAAAAUGUACGUCAACUGGGAUACUGUCGUUGUUUUAGAGGAAAUGGAGAUUGAGGGCAUGCUGGGAUUUGAUGUCAAAGGUCAAGUACAGUCAGAUCGCGAAGAUGAUGAUGAACCUAGAAAAAAGAAGAUGAAAUAUACAGGUCCCAGUGUCGAAGAAGCAGAAUUCCUGGCAUCAUCUAAAUGGGGUUCUUUCUUUUAUGACAACUCCUGUAUGGGGAAGGAGGAGGGGAAAGGUCCGAAAAUGAUGAAUACAUUCUGGGGUUACUUGAUACGAAGAUACAGUGAUAUAUCCAUACCUCAGCUAGACUACAUUGUUGAUUUCCCAAUGGACCAUGAGUACAAUGUAUUCGACCAUGAAGACUACAAGAGAGAGGGCUUCUACCCUGGUAUACCAAAGAUUCUGGCAAGCAAUUCCAAAAAUGUGGAAAAAGAUUAAAAACAGUAUGUGUCUGUGACACCAAUCAGGUUUAUGUACAAUGAAUGCUGGAUGAAUUAUUCAUAAGAUUUAUAAUACAGUCUGAAGAUGGUGACUGACCAUUGAGCAGAAUACUAAAGUGACAUGCUCCCUGCAUUU
Messenger RNA from Owenia fusiformis, 1594 nucleotides. Lineage: Eukaryota; Metazoa; Annelida; Polychaeta; Sabellida; Oweniidae. The record is from the annotation of a GenBank genome assembly.